This is a messenger RNA of Babesia sp. Xinjiang, 612 nucleotides long. RefSeq names its product NSFL1 cofactor p47. Gene Ontology annotation, molecular function: ubiquitin binding. Gene Ontology annotation, biological process: proteasome-mediated ubiquitin-dependent protein catabolic process; membrane fusion; nuclear membrane reassembly. The transcript has a single exon. NCBI's taxonomy places the organism in Eukaryota, Apicomplexa, Aconoidasida, Piroplasmida, Babesiidae. The coding region runs from base 1 to 612 and encodes 203 amino acids. The record is from RefSeq and is a predicted model, not a curated record. Gene Ontology annotation, cellular component: nucleus; cytosol.
AUGUCGAACAUAAGAUCUUUUGGCGAUCUUACCGAUAAUGGUGAUCAACCUUAUAGCUUCGCCGGAGGUCAUAAUAGUGCAAUUGGUAUAGAGGAGGGCCAUACUGUUCACUUAUACGCCGGGGGUUUUACAGUGGACGAUGGACCAUUCAGAUCUCUUGAUAAACCAGAAAAUGCUUUGUUUUUAUCGGCUGUAAAGAAUGGCGUGGCGCCUCCGGAGUUGCAGGAUCAGGGCAAAGAGGUACGGGUUUAUUUUAUUGACGAUUCACAUCGCCAGUAUGAUCACCCACUCACGGAACCAACGGUAAAGUCCAACUCCACUAGGUCUGGAGCAACUUCUGGCGUGGAAAACAUCUCAAUUGAUAGUAAUUCUGGAGACACUACUACGCUCCGUGUGAAGUUAUACGAUAAUCGCCAGAUUAAUUUGACGGUAUCAAGAAAUAUUACGAUAGGGGAGCUUCGUUCCAUAAUGGCCGACACAAGUGGAUUAUUGCCUUCUUCAUUUCGUGUCAUGUAUGGGUUUCCCCCUAGAGAGGUGAACGGAAAGGAUUCUGAGACUCUGAACGACAACGACCUAUUGGGUUGCGCCGUUUUCCAGCACUUGACGGGCUGA